AGUUUCUUUCAUUAUAGAUAAACUAUCGAUAAUCUGCUAUUUUGAUCAUUUCCAACAAUCUCAAAUUUUAUUAUCUGAAGGUGAAUAUUACUUGUUGAUCAUAUAGAAUAUAGGAGAGCCUUAUUUUAAAUUGACAAGUACCAAACACACACCCGGUACUUGAUCAGGAGUUGUGGCCAUAGUGUUCUCGUUGAAAGUUUUUGAUCGUUUUCAUUAUAGGAAUACAUUUGUCAGCAAUUGAUACGAUGUCAGCUGCACGUGGAUAUCGAACAGGUAAGUUCACCUAUAUCAGCUACUUCAUUCUAGGCUCUCGUCGCAAUUUAAAUUGAUUGGAUGGAAAAAAGCCGAAGAAAAAAAUGUCGAAGCAAAAAAUGUCGAAAAAAAAAUGUCGAAAAAAAAAUGUCGAAGAAAAACACGUCGAAGCAAAAAAUGUCGAAAAAAAAAUGUCGAAGUAAUUUUCGUCGAAGGAGAGAAAUGCCGAAGGGAAGAAAUGUCGAAGGAAAAAAUGUCGAAGGGAAAUAUGUCGAAAAAUUCAAGAUGUCCUCAUGAAACAAUAUUGAUUUUCUUUCGUUCUAUAUUUCCAUUUAAAGCUUCCACUAUUAGUUAAUAGUUCUAUCCAAUAUAUCAUUUUGUAAAUAAACAUUCUAGAACAACCAAAAGAGAAGAAACAAUGCAUUUUAACAAAAGACACUUUUAGCAUUGUUUUCUAUUCUUCUGUAUAUACCAUUUGAUUUCAGCGAUUCAGAUAUAUUCCAGCACUUUCGUCACUUCUAUAUUUGGUUGAUUAUAUAAUGUCUAUUACUUCAAGUUCAAGUGCUAUAUCCUUUCUUGCUUCUAACAAAGGUUAUCGUCUAUUAAUGCAAGACGGAUUUAUGUACAAACUCAAUAAACAAACAUCAUCUAAAAUGUAUUGGAUUUGUAAAAUUAAGAAUUGUAAAGCACACGUUCAUACUGAUCUAAAUAAUAAUUUCCUCAAAUCAAGCGGUGAACACAAUCACCUACUUGAACCAGAAGAUUUUCAAGUCAAACAAUUUCGAAAUAUUGUCAAAGAUCGCGUCAUUAAAGAAACAGCACCUAUAUCAAAAAUCUAUGAAGAAGAAGUUUCAAAAGCUGCAUUUUCAACAGAACUUCUUGCAAGUGUACCACUGGCUCGUGAUAUACAACCAGCAUUGAAUCGUGCAAGGCGAAAAUUAACACCUAUUCUUCCUGGUUCUGCUACAUUUGAUAUUCCCGAUUCUUAUCAAAUCACAUCGAAAGGCGAAAAAUUUUUGUUCUGCGACACAUUAAUUUCUCGUAGAAAAAGAAUGUUGCUCUUUAGUAGUCCAAAGCAACUUGAAGUUUUAUUUGAUAGCUCGUCUAUAUUAAUGGACGGUACUUUUUCAGCAACACCACCUUUUUUUGAUCAAUUGUUUACUCUCCAUGCUUUAAAAUUUGAAUGUUGUUUUCCUUGUAUUUUUUGUCUUUUACCAGAUCGAAAGAAAUCAACGUAUCAACAACUAUUUCAAGUAUUAAAAGAUAUGGCUGCAUCUAUGAACCGCAUUUUUAAACCUGAACGAAUUAUUAGUGAUUUUGAAAGUAGUUUGGUUUCAAUAAUACCUGCUGAAUUUCCUCAGGCUGUACACCAAGGCUGUUAUUUUCAUUAUACACAAGCUAUAUAUAGACGUAUUCAAAGUCUGGGCUUAAGUACAGCGUAUUCACAAGAUGAAGAAAUAAGAUAUUGUUGUCGUAAAUUAAUGGCAAUUGCCCUUUUACCAAUUGAAGAAGUUGAAAAUUCAUAUUACAAUUUACGUUCAACAUCAAGUACAAAAGUAAAAGAAGAACUUCGUCAAUUAUUCAUGUAUUUUGAUAGCUAUUGGAUGAAUGAUUUACCAUUAAAAUUGUGGAAUGUACAUGGUUGUCAAUAUCGGACAAAUAACAAUUGUGAAGGUAUACAUAGGCUUUCUUUUCUAAAUGUAGCGUACGACCCAUAUGUUUAG
Molecule: messenger RNA, 1976 nt
Organism: Rotaria sp. Silwood2
Lineage: Eukaryota; Metazoa; Rotifera; Eurotatoria; Philodinida; Philodinidae
Source: the annotation of a GenBank genome assembly